Molecule: messenger RNA, 532 nt
Organism: Orbicella faveolata
Lineage: Eukaryota; Metazoa; Cnidaria; Anthozoa; Scleractinia; Merulinidae
Product: uridine diphosphate glucose pyrophosphatase NUDT14-like
Biological process (GO): ribose phosphate metabolic process; nucleoside phosphate metabolic process
Molecular function (GO): metal ion binding; UDP-sugar diphosphatase activity
Source: RefSeq, a predicted model, not a curated record
CUUUUCGAUUUUAAUCUUUAUGUUUUAGCUGUUUACAUGCACUUCAACAGAAACCUGCACAACGAGGUCUUAACAGAUGGCAGUGCUGUUACCAUGACAACUGAAGAUGUGUCAAUUCCAAUAACUGCUCCUUUCAGUGAAGGAGUUACUUAUGAAUUAUGUGCUGGCAUCGUUGAUAAACACGCGAGCCUCACAAGCUUAAUAAAACAAGAAAUCCUAGAGGAAUGUGGUUAUGACGUCCCUGAGGAAAACCUUCAAGAGGUUGCAUCAUUCCAUUCCGUUGUGGGAUGUGUAGGCGCUUUGCAGACCUGUUUCUUUGUUGAAGUCACAGAUGAGAUGUGUGUGAGCAAGGAAGGAGGAAAUCUCCGAGAAGGCGGCAGAAUUGAGGUGUUCCAUCUACCCCUUGCAAAGAGUCGCGAGUUUUUAUUUGACACAACGAAGCAUAAACCAGCGGGUGUCAUGUUUGCUUUCAUGUGGUACUUCAACAAAUUUCAAGGUUGCCUGAAUUAAUAGAAUCGGGUCAUGGUCUGAG